GUACAUACACUGUGAAGUUUUAUGAUGGUGUAGUUCAGACUGUCAAAAACAUUCAUGUCAAAGCUUUUUCCAAAGAUCAAAAUACUGUGGGUAAUGCUAAGCCUAAGGAAAGAGGUGAUGAAAUUCCGUCAUCUCCUGAAAAGCAGGAGAAAUUUAAAGAACAGAGGAAAGCAACAGGUAAUGCAAAGAAAGACAAGGAUGAAAAGACAUUAAAGACUGAAAAAAGAAUUAAGCAACCUGAUAAAGAAGGAAAAUUGAUAGUCAUCUCAGAAAAAGGCAAGGUCUCAGAAAAGAAUAUAUCUAAGGAUGGAAAAGAAGAUAAAGAGAAUAUAUCAGAGAAUGAUAUGGAAUAUUCAGUAGAUACACACGUUGAGAAGAAGCCUGAGAACGACAAUGUAAAGAGUCCACAGGAAAACGCAAAAGAAACUAAACGAAAACGUGGAAGACCACCGAUAACACCUCCAACCGAGCCGAGUUCUCAGACACUGCAGCCCAUAACUUUGGAGUUAAGACGUCGGAAAAUACCUAAAGGAGGUGAAGUUCCGUCAAAGCGUCCCAGGAUUGAAAAACACUUGUGUCAGGAAAAAUUGAAGAACUCUUCAGAUAACCCUGAAAGAUACCGGAUCAGGAGACGAUCGUCAAGACUCUCAUCUAGUAUUAGUCAUGAGAUUUUAAAUACAGAUCAUGUCACAGCUUCAAUGGAAAUUCAGCCUUUGAAAGAUGCAGUAUCUAACCAAAACGAAUCUGAGAAGGUCCAGUUAGAAAUUCCUGUUGAAUCUGACCAAAGUUCCAGUAAACAAGGAUCUCUUGGAAACACAUCACAUAGCACAGCACUCAGUACAGAUGCCAGUUUACUGGAAGAAAAAGUUGAAGAGACUGAGUCUUCCUCUGUUACUGUCAGAACUCAAGAACCUUCUGCUGCUACAGUAACAAAACCUUGUAGGAGAGCAGAUUUUCUUGCCUCAAAAAAAGCUGCAACUGUUGAUCAAGAUCACAAGUUUAGAUGCAAGUUCUUGGACUGUCCAAAAUGCUUCCGCAAAGCCAAGUUAUUGCAUUAUCACAUGAAAUACUUGCAUGGAGUGGAGAACGCUGCAGAAUCACAGCAGAACCCUCUAAAAAGAAAUAUUCAAACCAGAGCUUCUUUGGCUUCUGAAAAAGCUAAUCAAGAAAGGUCAAAAAGAGGACGGACCACAACUGGCUCAUUGUAUGCUCCUCUACACAUAGCUCUAAGGAGUACCCCAUAUAGAGAUGAAAAAAUAGAAAAGAGAAGAACUUCAACUCCUGUAAGCGCAUUAAAUAGUCACCGACAUUCUGUUAGAGAACAAACCAAGAACCACAUAGCGAGAUCGCUGCGGAAGCCUCAAGAAAAAGAAAGAGUUGAAAAUGCUGUUAAAGAACACGAGAAGAACAAAGAAAGAAAAUCCAAAGACUAUGGAAGGUCCAAGUCAAAGAAAAAGAAAAAAAAGAAAAAGCGAACUAAGCCUGAAUACUCCGGCAGUGAAGAAAACACAGAUAUUUCACAAGAGCUUUCUCCUGAAAAAUCAGUUGUCACAAAAUUUAUUUCUUCAAAUAAAUUAUCUGCCCACCCAAGCACACUGCUACACUGCUCUGAUUCUGGACAAUACAGAGGAAAAUCAAAAACGAAUGAGGAUGAUACCCUGAGUGAGUCAUCUAUGGAUAGCUUGCUUUGGAGUGAUGAUGACUGCAGUCAGGAUGUUGAUGUAACCACGAACCCUGAUGAAGAAGUUGAAGAAAGCGAUUUUGAGAUUGUUCGGUGUGUUUGUGAAGUAAAAGAAGAAAAUGACUUCAUGAUUCAGUGUGAAGAGUGUCUAUGCUGGCAGCAUGGAGUCUGUAUGGGUUUACUGGAAGAUAAUGUACCUGAGAAAUAUACCUGCUAUUUUUGCCAAGAUCCUCCAGGUCAGAGAUCCAGCUUAAAGUACUGGUAUGAGAAGGAGUGGUUAAGUAAUGGUCACAUGCAUGGCUUAGCAUUUUUGGAAGAAAAUUAUUCCCACCAGAAUGCCAAGAAGAUAGUAGCCACUCACCAACUUCUUGGCGAUGUACAGAGAGUGAUAGAAGUACUGCAUGGACUGCAGCUGAAGAUGAGCAUAUUACAAAAUAAAGAACAUCCUGACUUAAAGUUGUGGUGCCAUCCAUGGAAGCACAUUACAGUGGAUGAAAAAAUUCAUACAAAACACAUCAUUCACAUUGAGGAAAACUGUUGCAAAGAGGAGACGGCAAGUUAUAGAACUUGGAAUGGGAUAGUUGAGAAACCCUCAACCAUUCCUUCUGUGGAGGAAUCUUACAUUACGAGUGAACACUGUUACCAGAAGCCUCGGGCCUACUACCCUGCAAUAGAGCAGAGAUUGGUUGUGGAAACAAGAGGUUCAGCCGUGGAUGAUGAAGUAAAUAGAAUAAGGGAAAAUGGGGAUGAUGCCCUGUCAGAGAGAUUUGGCUGGAAUCUGGACCGAGAAAUAUGCAAGAUGGAAAAUGAAUCCAAACACAAUUACUCUAAGGUAAGAGAGUCUGUCUCUAAGAAAGUCUCUCCAGAGGAAGCUGUUGAAAUGAAAUUGCUGGAAAAAGACAAAGAAGGAGUUGUGAACUCGCAGCUGCAGUGGCAGCUUAAUCUUUUAGCUCAUGUCGAAUCUCUGCAAGAUGAAGUCAUACACAGAAUGGAUUUCAUUGAGAAGGAGCUAGAUGUUUUGGAGAGUUGGCUGGAUUAUACAGGAGAGCUGGAACCACCAGAACCGCUAGCUCGGCUCCCACAACUCAAACAUUGUAUAAAGCAGCUUAUAACGGACCUAGGCAAAGUGCAACAGAUUGCACUUUGCUGCUCAACGUGAGACUAGAAAAUGUUGGAGACUGUUACUGAGUGCAAAGUGGGAGCAUCUGAUGUGAACAGCUCUGUAUAUUUAAAUGAAAUUAGCAUGCUGAUUGCAUGUGAUGCAGAUUGACUUCAGGGAUUUGUGAAGAAGUGCUGUUCAAAGAACAGCAAAAAGGUUAUUUUAUCUCAUCAUAAUUUCAGGUUUAUUAGGCAAUUAAAAUUAUAUGGAAG
Fulmarus glacialis (Northern fulmar) is the source of this 3052-nucleotide messenger RNA. RefSeq names its product PHD finger protein 20 (gene PHF20). Lineage: Eukaryota; Metazoa; Chordata; Aves; Procellariiformes; Procellariidae. Gene Ontology annotation, biological process: regulation of transcription by RNA polymerase II. Gene Ontology annotation, cellular component: MLL1 complex; NSL complex. The transcript has 15 exons. The record is from RefSeq and is a predicted model, not a curated record. The annotation marks the transcript as partial.